CAUUGUUCCAAUUCGUUCUCCGUAUCAAGUGAUAACGAUUUAUUGAGCAGUAGUUUGAAGCUUUAGAAAUGGCUUUUUGCAUAUGUAGUUCAUUCCCGGUGUGCAAUAUCCCCAUACACUCAAAAUGGAAAAGCUUCUCAUACAAUGGGUCAAGCUUCCGUAGGUUAAUUGUUUUUUCUACCUCACAAAGUGAUACUACAAACAAAACUUCUAUUGAAGACGUCACCAUAACUAGACGAUCGGCUAAUUACCACCCUGCUAUUUGGGAUUAUGAUUAUGUUCAGUCACUCAGAAAUGAUUUUGUACAAGAUGAAUCGUACAAGGAACGAUCAAGAAAGCUGAAGGAAGAAGUGAGGAUGAUGCUUGGAAAUGUGGUGGAUCCUUUGGAGAAACUUGAGCUUAUUGAUACCUUACAAAGACUUGGUUUGUCCUAUCACUUUGAAGCUGAAAUAAACAACACUUUGAAGAAUAUAAGUUCCGAUCGCAUCAGUACUGCUGCAUGGAAAAAAGAAAAUUUAUAUGCUACAGCUCUUGAAUUUAGAUUGCUUAGACAACAUGGGUAUAAGGUGGAUCAAGAUGUUUUCACUUACUUCAUGGAUGAUGUUGGAAACAUUAAAUCAAGCCUUAAUCAAGAUUUCAAAGGACUGCUCAACCUGUAUGAGGCUUCAUACCACUUAUUAGAAGGUGAAACAAUGUUGGAGAAUGCAAGAGAGUUAGCAGCCAAACUUCUCAAAAAAUAUCUGAAGGAGAACAAUGAUCAUGAAUAUCUUUCGAUGCUUGUGGACCAUGCCUUGGAGCUUCCUCUACAUUGGAGGAUGCCAAGGUUGGAAGCUAGAUGGUUCAUAGAUGAGUAUGAGAAAAGCAAGGACAAAAAUCCCAUUAUUUUAGAGCUUGCUAUAUUGGAUUACAAUAUAGUCCAAUCUAUACACCAAGAAGAUCUUAGAUAUGCUUCAACAUGGUGGAAGGAACUUGGUCUUGGCAAGAGGUUUACCUUUGCUAGAGAUAGGCUGAUGGAAAACUUUUUAUGGACUGUGGGAAUGGAAAUUGCUCCUGAGGAUGGAAAAAGUAGAAUAUUUCUUACAAUGGUCUAUGCGCUAAUAACAGUUAUAGAUGAUGUUUAUGAUCUUUAUGGAAUAGAUGAGUUGGAGCUCCUCACGGAUGUUGUUGAGAGAUGGGAUAUAAAUGCAAUACAGAGGCUUCCAGACUAUAUGAAGAUAUAUUACCAUGCUCUUUACAAUUCCAUUAAUGAAAUGGCUUUCGACACUCUUAAGGAACAAGGGAUAAAUGUCAUUCCUUUCCUCAAGAAACUGUGGACAGAUCUUUGUAAAGCACUUUUGUUGGAGGCAAAAUGGUAUUACAUUGGAUAUACGCCAACUCUACAAGAGUACAUUGAUAAUGCUUGGAUUUCAAUAGGAGGUUCUUUAGUGCUUUCUCAUUCCUAUUUGGUAAAUGAUCAUAUAACAGAAGAAGGGUUGCACAGCAUCCAAGAAAAUUACUCCGAUAUAGUAUAUCGGUCCUCCCUAAUUAUACGAUUAGCAAACGAUUUAGGGACAUCAUCGUAUGAGCUAAAAAGAGGUGAUAUUCCUAAAUCAAUCCAAUGUUAUAUGCAUGAAAGUGGAGCAUCUGAAGAAGAAGCUCGUGAGCAUAAAAAGUUAAUUGACUCAACAUGGAAAAAGAUAAAUGAAGAUCAAAUGGCUAAACUUCCUUUCCUCGAGUUUAUUGAAAUUAUUAAGAACAUUGCUAGAGUGUCUUUAUUGAUGUACCAAAAUGGCGAUGGCCAUGGUAUUGGAAAUGAGGAAACCAAAGAUAGAGUGUUAUCAUUAUUUGUCCACCCAAUUUUUUGCCCAAGUGAUUAAGAAUGUUGGAAUUAUUUCCAUACAGGGCCAAAAAAAUUGUUAGUUUUUAGUGUAAUGUGUCAAAUAAUUUUAUGAUCUUUUAGUAUGGUUUACAAUAAAAUUAUUAUGGUAGUGUAAGGACUAUCCUAGUACA
Molecule: messenger RNA, 1989 nt
Organism: Gossypium raimondii (Peruvian cotton)
Lineage: Eukaryota; Viridiplantae; Streptophyta; Magnoliopsida; Malvales; Malvaceae
Product: terpene synthase 10
Biological process (GO): diterpenoid biosynthetic process
Molecular function (GO): magnesium ion binding; terpene synthase activity
Source: RefSeq, a predicted model, not a curated record